Molecule: messenger RNA, 2748 nt
Organism: Pelobates fuscus (common spadefoot toad)
Lineage: Eukaryota; Metazoa; Chordata; Amphibia; Anura; Pelobatidae
Gene: ERCC3
Product: ERCC excision repair 3, TFIIH core complex helicase subunit
Exons: 15
Coding region: 51-2402 (783 amino acids)
Biological process (GO): nucleotide-excision repair; transcription initiation at RNA polymerase II promoter
Cellular component (GO): nucleotide-excision repair factor 3 complex; transcription factor TFIIH holo complex; transcription preinitiation complex
Molecular function (GO): hydrolase activity; 3'-5' DNA helicase activity; DNA binding
Source: RefSeq, a predicted model, not a curated record
GUGAGCAGAGUCGGGCGGAAGUAGCUGUUUCCUGGUCUGGAGGAGCUGCAAUGGGCAGGAGGGACAAGGCUGAGAGAGACAAGAAGAAAUCUAAGAAGCGCCAUUAUGACGAGGAGGAUGAUGAUGAAGAUGAAGGGCCUGGUGGAGAAUUCCAGGAAGCAGUACCUUCAGCAGCAGGAAAACAGGUCGAUGAGGCGGGUACCAAACAGGAUGAAUAUGGAGCCAAGGAUUAUAGACUACAGAUGCCUUUAAAAGGAGACCAUUUGUCACGUCCACUAUGGGUGGCCCCGGAUGGUCACAUCUUCCUGGAAGCCUUCUCUCCAGUAUACAAAUAUGCACAGGACUUCUUGGUAGCCAUCUCUGAGCCAGUGUGCCGACCGGUCCACGUUCAUGAAUACAAACUGACCGCUUACUCGUUAUAUGCAGCGGUCAGCGUGGGACUGCAGACCAGCGAUAUUAUUGAAUACUUGCAGAAACUGAGCAAGACUGGAGUCCCUGAUGGCAUCGUACAGUUUAUCAAGCUCUGCACAGUCAGUUAUGGAAAAGUGAAACUUGUUCUGAAACACAACAGAUACUUUGUUGAGAGUGCCCACCCGGAGGUUAUCCAGGAACUUCUCCAAGAUGGUGUCAUCAGAAGCUGCCGAUUGCGUACCGCUGAGGGAGAAGAAACAGAGCUAAUCACUGAGACCUUUACCAGUAAAUCCGCUAUUUCCAAGGGGAAUGAGUCUGGCGGCCCCUCGACUUCCCAAGUUCCUGAGUCUCAGGACAAACCUGACAUUCCCACCGACUUGUUUGAAUUCUAUGAGCAAAUGGAUAAAGAGGAAGAAGAGGAAGAGGAGACUCAAACAGUGUCAUUUGAGGUCAAACAGGAAAAGAUUGAAGAGUUGCAGAAGCAGUGUAUCCAUUUGGAGUACCCACUGCUGGCAGAGUAUGACUUCCGAAACGACACAAUGAAUCCAGAUAUUAAUAUUGACCUGAAGCCCACAGCAGUCCUUCGUCCUUAUCAAGAGAAGAGCCUUCGCAAGAUGUUUGGCAAUGGCCGCGCUAGAUCCGGUGUGAUAGUGCUUCCGUGUGGUGCUGGUAAGUCUUUGGUCGGCGUCACUGCUGCCUGUACAGUUCGCAAGCGAUGUCUGGUGCUGGGUAACUCUGCUGUGUCUGUAGAGCAGUGGAAGGCACAGUUUAAGAUGUGGUCUACCAUCGAUGACAGUCAGAUCUGCCGGUUUACGUCUGAUGCAAAGGACAAGCCCAUCGGAUGCUCCAUCGCUAUCAGCACAUACUCCAUGCUUGGGCACACUACCAAGCGGUCCUGGGAGGCCGAAAGGGUCAUGGAUUGGCUCCGCAGCCAGGAGUGGGGGCUGAUGAUUCUGGAUGAGGUGCACACUAUUCCAGCUAAGAUGUUCCGACGUGUUCUGACCAUUGUUCAGGCACAUUGCAAGCUGGGACUAACAGCCACUCUCGUCAGGGAAGACGACAAAAUUGUAGAUUUGAAUUUCCUGAUUGGUCCGAAAUUAUAUGAAGCUAACUGGAUGGAACUGCAGAACAACGGCUACAUAGCAAAGGUGCAAUGCGCUGAGGUCUGGUGUCCAAUGUCUCCAGAGUUUUACAGAGAAUACGUUGCCAUCAAAACAAAGAAGCGAAUUCUGUUCUACACCAUGAAUCCAAAUAAAUUUCGAGCUUGCCAGUUCCUGAUUAAGUUCCACGAAAGAAGGAAUGACAAAAUCAUUGUGUUUGCAGACAAUGUAUUUGCGCUGAAGGAGUAUGCCAUCAAGCUCAACAAACCCUAUAUCUAUGGCCCGACAUCACAGGGCGAGAGGAUGCAAAUUCUACAAAACUUUAAACACAAUCCAAAAAUUAACACGAUCUUUAUAUCGAAGGUUGGUGACACAUCUUUCGAUUUACCAGAGGCAAAUGUGCUAAUUCAGAUCUCAUCGCACGGAGGAUCUCGAAGACAGGAAGCACAGCGUCUGGGAAGAGUUCUUAGAGCAAAGAAAGGAAUGGUGGCAGAGGAAUACAACGCCUUUUUCUAUUCCCUUGUGUCUCAGGAUACGCAGGAAAUGGCUUAUUCCACAAAGAGACAGCGAUUCCUGGUGGAUCAAGGAUACAGUUUCAAGGUCAUUACAAAACUUGCAGGAAUGGAGGAGGAAGAUCUUGCAUUUUCCAGUAAAGAAGAACAGCAGCAGCUUCUGCAAAAAGUUCUGGCAGCCUCUGAUCUCGACGCAGAGGAAGAAAUUGUAGCUGGGGAAUUUGGAUCCAAAUCUUCAUCACAUAUGGCACGCCGUGUGGGCACAAUGAGUUCAAUGUCUGGCGCAGAUGAUACCGCUUACAUGGAGUACCAUACAACACGAAACAAAGGCUCUGGCGGCAAACAUGUGCACCCACUUUUCAAACGGUUCAGGAAAUGAAAAUGUCUUCUUCUUUUUGUUUUUUUUCAUGCGGCCAUCGCAAUAUUCAUCAUGUUAGUCCCGCACCCGUUCCCAUACAGUGCUGUGGAAUUCAGAGCUGCUGCAAUGGGAGGGUAAAUGGUAAUAAAAAUUUCAGAUGUAAAAUCAUGAUUUCCAAGGACAGUAAGAAGAAAAAUAUGGCACCAUCGAUGUACUGUUUUUCUGUUGUACAGUGUUUUCUACACGACAAACGUGUUUAUUUAUUCAGAAAUUGUAGAUAAUACAUUUAUAGAAUGAGAAAAAGAUAUUCCAGAAAGAAAUAGUCCAACCGAUUUUUUUGUUUGUGAAAUGAUUGAUGCAUUUUUUU